AUGAGUGAUCCAUUUGAUUUAGCAUAGGAUGCCUUGGAGGCUUAAGAUUUUAAGAAAGCUAUUGAAAUUGCAACAGAGCAAGCCACCUUAGACCAAGAUUAUGAGUAUUUUUACAGAAAACUAAUUGGGCAAUCUUUACUUGGCGAUUAUUUAUUGAAGUCAUAAACAUAAAAGGACUUAAAAUUAUCAAAGCAGGCUCACGAAGAAUUAUUAAAAAGUUGGGCACUAAAAUAAGAGGAUAAUGAAGAAGCAUUAUUAUACUUGGCUGAUGUUGAAUUCUAAUUAGGUAUGUAUGAAGAAGCAAAGGCUCAUUAUUUAUAAUUGUCUGUACUUGUACAGAAAGAAAGUAAAUAAUAGGCUACUUUAUCUGCAUGCUAUACAGGUUUGGCUGAUUGUGAAAUGAAGAUGAAUAAGUUUGAAGAAGCAAUAAAAUAAUAUUAAAAUGUUAUCGACAGAAAAGAUAAAUAAGAAAAUUAAGAUUAUGGUUAAAUCUAUAGAAAAAGAGCAAGUUGUUUUUAUAAUAUAAAUGAUUACAAGAGUGCAGAAGCAGAUAUCAAAUAAGCUCUUUUACUAAAUCCAAAAAUGGUUUAACUUUAUGCGUUACAAUCAAGGAUAUUUGAAGCAUAAAACAAAUAUAAAGAAGCAGAAGAAUUUUUGAAUAAAGUUCAUAAAGAUUGUUUAAAUGAUCCAGUUAUUCUUGAAGCUAAAGGUAAGAUCUAUCUUCAUCAAUUAAAAUAUUCAGAUGCUGAAAAAAUCUUUUCAUAAAUUAAAGGUGUAGAAGGAUAGUUAGGAUUGGCUCAAUCAUAUUUGAAAUAAAAGAAAUAUCCUUAAGCUAUUACCUAAUAUGAAGAAAUUAUAAAGUAAAGUCCAUAAAAUUUGGGUGCUCUCAAUAAUUUGGGUAUCUGUUAUUUGGAAAAUUAGAAAUUGGAUGAUGCAAAAUUAAUGUUUGAAAGAGUAACAGCAUUAAGUCCAAAUGAUAUGAUUGCCAUAAGUAAUUUGGCUGAUAUAGAAUUUAAAUUGGCUUAAUAGAAUAAGGAUGGAAAAUAAGAAGAUCAUAUAAAAGAAACAAUUCGUUUAUGUGAAAUUGUUACUAAAUCACCAGAUCCUUUUGAAAGAGCUGUAUCUUUUAAUCGUUUAGGAGCUUGCUAUUAAAUUUAAAAGAAAUACAAAGAAGCUGAAGAAGCAUUUAUAAAAAGUAUAGCUGCUGAACCAAGAUUUGUAUUAGCAUGGGCAAAUAAAGCAUAAGUAGAAUUAUUAUUAGAUAAACCUGGAGAAUCUUUAGCAAGUUUAAAGAAAUCUGAAGAAUUGUUGAAAGAUGAUUUUUCUAAAAGAAACUUGUCUGAUGCUAAUAUUAACUUUAUUUAAUAAGGACUUAAGAAAAUUGUUUCAUUACAAGAGAAUUUUGGAAAAGCUGCUGAUGAAAUUAAAGCUAAAAUGGAUGCAAUGCUCAAAAGACCUAAUGUAUUGGCUGGUCAUAAAAAUAUUACAAAAGAAUAUGAAGAUUUAGAAAAACAAAGAAUUGAAAUGCUUAAGAAAUAAUAUGAAAAAAUAUAAACUAAUUAAGGGAAAUCUGAAGGAGAUGAUAAAGAUUAUGAAGCAUUGCAGUAGUAAAUAGAAUAACUAAAGAAAAAGAUUGAUAAUUAAUCUAAAGAAAUUGAUGAAAUUGAAAAGAAAUAAAAAGAAUAAGCUAAAAGAACUGCAGCUUUAGAAUAAAGAGUUGAUAAAAUGAGAGAUACUUUAAGAGCUGCAGGUGUUUAUGAUUAAGGAAAAAUUAAAGUUUGGAUGAAUGAGAAUAGAAAUACAGAAGAAGGUAGAUAUGCAAAAGCUUUUUAUUGGACAUUGCUUAAUUAUAUUGAUUCAUAUAGGGCUGCUAGUACAGGAAUAUUAUAGACAAAUGUAGAACAUGCUGAAAUAGAUAACAAAGUAAGCACAGGAGUUACAUUAGCAAAAAAAGCAUUAGAAGUAGGAUCAUCACUUUGUGAGAGUUUACCUUUGGUUGGUAGUAUUUUUAAAGUAAUUGAUGGUGCAAUUGAUUAUUGUUAUUCAGAAUAUAAAUAGAAGAAAUUUGAGGAUAAAGUAAAUUCUAUAAAUAAAAUCAUUAUGGAAAAUCAUACAGCCAACACAUAAGAGGAUUUAAGUUAGGUUAUAACAAAAGCAGCUAUUGAAAUAGCUAAAAAGAAAUCAUCUGCUAAAGUGUUCAUUUAAAUAUAAUUUGAAUUAGAAAAUCCUAAACCACCUGGUAUGAUUGAUAAAAUAACUGGAUUCUUUACUUCUAAAAUUAAUUAAAUUAGAGAAUAUGCUUUAGGUAAAUAAAUUGAACUUUAUGAUUCUGUUGGUGGAGGAGAAGCAUUAAAAGAUGUUAUACUUUGUUUGGCACAUUUAUAGAAAAAUUUUGCAGAGGUUAUUAAAAAAUCUGAAACAAUUUUAUUAGAUGUUUAGAUUGAAUAAAUUGUAACAGAAAAAAUCUAGACUCUUUUAAAGGAUGUAAAGGAAGUACCAUAAACUUUAGAUCCAAUUAUGGAAGAUGAUUGGGAAGUACCAGAAUAAACUCCAGAAUAAAUUAAAUACCUAUAAGAGGAAAAGGCUAAAAAAGAAUAAUUAAAAUAAGAGGCUGAAAAGAAAAAAUAAUAAGAAAUUGAUGAAUAAUAAAAGAAAUAAUAAUAAUAAUAAUAAUAAUAAUAAUAAUAAUAAUAAUAAUAAUAAUAAUAAUAACAAUAAUAAUAACCACCACCUUAAUAGCCUCCCUAAUAACCACCUCCUUAAUAAUAAGCUUCAUAACCACCUUCAUAAUAAUAAGCUUAAUAGCCUCCUCCUUAAUAAUAAACAAAAUAGCCCCCUCCAUAAUAGACUCCUGCUUAAUAACAACAAUAAUAAAAUAAUUAAAUACAAUAAGAAGAGGAAGAAAAUGUAUAAGUUUAGUAAUAAAAUAAACCGAUCGAAGUUGGAAAUCAAGAUUAACCAAAAAAAUAAACUGAAGAAGGUAAAUAAUUAUAAUAUAUAUUUAGCUAGAGGUAGUAGUUGCUGUAUAAUUUACUGA
Molecule: messenger RNA, 3037 nt
Organism: Paramecium primaurelia
Lineage: Eukaryota; Ciliophora; Oligohymenophorea; Peniculida; Parameciidae
Source: the annotation of a GenBank genome assembly